GGGAGAUUGCCUCGAUGAAAGAUCAUACAUCUCUUAUACUCGGAUCUUCGGGCUAACCUUGAGCCAUGUACUGCCUGUAGCAGAUCGUCCUCGUCGAGAGUCACCGUCCGCAUCCUGCACCUUUCGCUGUGGCCCGCCCUUUUCCCCCCCCCUUUCCAAUCUCUCUUCCCUUGCAGAUAAGCCUGUUGCCGAACUCCGAGCUCUACUGUGUUACUCCUCCGCUAGACUGAUCAGUCCGCAUCCCCCCGCCCGUAGCCCGCUUCGACGAGCGAGUUCGUGAGGUCCCUUUCUGCUCCCGCUUUUGGAGGUCUCUCCGAGCCCCAGAGAUUCUUCGCGACCAUACCAAAGACCGGUUGCUGACCCUGUGUGCAAUCUCGUCUUUCCCAGGACGAGGAAAGGGGAGUGGGACCCGCCGCGGGUUUGCAACAUCAUGAAAGAUCUCGCGGUUUGGAUCUGCAAAACGAUGGCUCGCCAUCGAACCUUUCCCCUUUCACGUUCCACGGAAGUCCGACGUUCGAGGAUUCCUCGCCGCUUGGUUAGAGGCGCGGGAUUCUCGGACCGGCAGGACAGUGCUGUGUAAUGCUCGGGCACAGCGUAUCAAGCGCUUUGCUCGGUCGCCAGCAGACGGCGUGUGACAAUGCAGUUUUCGAACGGAUGAGACAUCACGUAAAAGAAAGCUUUCACGCAGCGGAUCACGGACACGGGUACGAUGAGAGCACGAUGAAUGACCUAGUGGUCGGCAGCAGUACAGCAUGUGUAUAUACAUAUGCAUACAUGGACGCACGCGCUUCCCCUGUGGCUAUCCACGUGUGUGAUUUUGAAGGCACAGAGACCCGCUCGUUCUCGCCCGUUCAACCCGUCGCUGUUUCAUCCACCAUCUCCUUCCACCAAGGUGCCGAGUCUGCAGGAGGAAUGUACGUGGGACGGCGUACUAUCCGACUGGCCGUAGCCGUCGACACAGCUCCGGCUCCGUCGCAGAAGACAAGGACGCCUUCAGACGACGGAAGGUUUGGACGGCCACGUGCGAGUCGAGCGUGUGUGCGUCGACGACGACGUCACGGACGGCUCCUGCAGAGCGCAUGUGCCUGAGCGGCAGCCACAAAGACGGCGAGCCGCCCGCC
Molecule: messenger RNA, 1121 nt
Organism: Verruconis gallopava
Lineage: Eukaryota; Fungi; Ascomycota; Dothideomycetes; Venturiales; Sympoventuriaceae
Exons: 2
Coding region: 580-1089 (169 amino acids)
Source: RefSeq, a predicted model, not a curated record